CACUUAACUAGUAUAUGCAUUUCACUGCUGAGACACACAGCCAGCUGGCCCUUUUAUGCAGCCGAACACCAAAACCAUCCUUCCCUCUUCUCAGUGCUCUUGUAGCCCAGAAUAGGUUGUAAGAUGAGCCUAAAGGACAGAAUAAAUGAAGUUGCAUGUAGCAAUCCUGACAGCUAUAGCCAGGAAAGGAUUGGAAAUAUGCCACUGAUCACCCUUAAUGUUGGUGGAUAUCUGUACAUCACUCAAAAGACAACAUUAUCCAAGUAUGUGGGCUCCUAUCUCGAAGCAAUGGUGAAUGGUAAAAUUCAAUGUCCCUUUGAUAUAGAUGGGAAUUACUUCAUUGACAGAGAUGGACUGAUUUUCAGGCACGUCCUCAACUUCUUAAGAAAUGGAGAACUGCUGCUUCCAGAAGGGUUUCAGGAAAGUGAACUCUUGGCAAAGGAGGCAGAAUUUUAUCAACUUAAGGCAUUAACUGAUGCUAUAAAAGCUAAACAAGAAAAGGCACAGCAGACACAAGCAGAACCAUCUGAAAUCACUUACCUGGAAAUAACAGACAGUCAUGAUCGUUCUCAGGGCCUCCGGAUCUUUUGCAACUCUCCAGACUUUAUUACCAAAAUGAAAUCCCGCAUUGUCCAGGUAUCAAAAAGUAGACUUGAUGGGUUCCCAGAGGAGUUUUCUGUGUCUAGCAACGUAAUUCAAUUCAAAUACUUCAUAAAGUCAGAAAAUGGCACCAGGCUUGUACUCAAAGAAGACAACACCUUUGUUUGCACUCUAGAGAUACUUAAGUUUGAAGCCAUUAUGAUGGCUUUUAAGUUAAAGUUUCGGCUUCUAACCAACCUUGACUGCUCAAAGGGUUCAAUUGUUCAUUCUGACGCUCUUCAUUUUAUGAAAUAAUUUAUUCUACUUCUGCAACAGCUAUCGCAAGCUCCUGGGAAGAAACUACACAACGUCCCCUGAAAGGCUGCUUUACCUAACCUACUGUUGUGAUUUUUUUGCCAAUAACUGCUAUGUACAACUUCAUUAGGAAAGCUAAGCGUCCUUAAGCUGUUUAUGCAAAACAGAGAGCUUGGAGCUUGUGUAUGCUGAACACAUUGCACAGUGUCUUCAGACUGACGGCACGGAAUCUUGGCAGCUUCUCAUAUGUGCUGCGCUGGGUUUUAUUUAUUUUGUCAUAAAGUACUUCUGCCAUAAAAUUUGAUUAGAUUUAUUAUUCAGUUGAAUGCGGUGGACCAAAGUAUUAAAACAUCUUUUAUUACCAAGGUGACAAAGCAAGUAACAGUUAAUUUGAUUUUAGUGAAAGAAAUACAAAAAUCUCACUAGAUUUAGAAUGCAUUAAAACAGCCAAAUGGUAACAUGUACCACCACACAUUAAAUAUUGAUAAUGGAUAGUUAAGAAAUAUUUAUGUUGUGCACUAAAUGUUUACCUUAAAAUACAAUUAAUGAAAAGUAAAUUACAGUAGAUUCCUGGCAUUCAGUAUAACGAUUUCUGUUGUUAUUGUGUAUCUGGUUUAGCUUUGUUUAAAAAAAAAGCUGACUUUUCAUACCACAUCAUGCAGUUUUUUUAAAUGAUUUCCGAAAUUAAAAUACAGAAUUUAAUGUCCUGAGUGAAGUUACUGUUAGCAAUGUGAGCAGUAAAAUAACAUUUUUAUCGAUCUGCAGUAUAACUGUAUGACUUUGUGUUUGUCAUGACUUCCUCACAAGUCAAGAAGUUGUCUGUACCUGGAUACUUCCAGACUACUUUUGUAGCUGCUGACAGACCUGUUCUUUCUUAAACUGAUUUGGGGUUGUGCCAAUAUGGGACUGUUUGCCUGCUCACUGCAAUACAAAGUACCCCAUUUUCCUCCCUGCUACCCUAACUACUUACUGAGGAUUACAGAGCAUUAAUUCAGCUCAUUACCUUCAAAGCAAUAAGCAGAGUGGCGUAAGCUAUCAAACUCAUUCUGUAUCAGAAUAGUAGAACUUGUUGAAGGACUGAGUCAAGGGAUUUCACACAGCAAGAGAAUGAUGCCUUGAUGCAAAAUAUGGGAUACACACAAUAGAAUCAGUUAGUGUUUUUACCUCAGGAGAAUAAUACAUUUUCUAGAAUUCUUUUACCAAUCACAUUUUGAAUCUCUGAAGCAUAUCUCAGAGAUUAUGUACAUGGACAGGAGAUUAAUAAAGUUGAUCAACUUACUGACCAUAUAAUUCCAUAUGGGCUUUUCCAUUCUGUCACUGCUUAUCAAUGAGAAAAUUUAACAUAUUAAGUUAAUA
Molecule: messenger RNA, 2250 nt
Organism: Protopterus annectens (West African lungfish)
Lineage: Eukaryota; Metazoa; Chordata; Ceratodontiformes; Protopteridae
Gene: KCTD4
Product: potassium channel tetramerization domain containing 4
Exons: 1
Coding region: 124-894 (256 amino acids)
Biological process (GO): protein homooligomerization
Molecular function (GO): protein binding
Source: RefSeq, a predicted model, not a curated record